Lathyrus sativus (Indian pea) is the source of this 2382-nucleotide messenger RNA. NCBI's taxonomy places the organism in Eukaryota, Viridiplantae, Streptophyta, Magnoliopsida, Fabales, Fabaceae. The record is from the annotation of a GenBank genome assembly.
AUGAACUCCAACAAAGACAAUCUUAUGCAUGAUGGAACAGAAUCACAGUUUGGAGGAUCUUUCAUUUGCCAUACUGUUAACCGAAUCAACUCUAGAGGAUAUUGGUUUGGAGAAAAUCCCCUUGCUUUUUCCGUCCCUCUUUUCAUGAUCCAGGUUUUUAUCAUAUUCAUCUCCACAAGAUUCAGUUACCUUAUUCUCAAGCCCUUUGGUCAACCUUCUUUUGUUUCUCAGAUUCUUGGUGGUGUAACUCUAGGCCCUUCAAUUCUUGGUCACUACUCAGCAUUUACAAACAAUUUUUUUCCGGUAAAAGGAAGAAACGUGCUUGACACGUUAGCUUUUUUCGGUUUCAUGAUAUUCGUCUUCUUGCUUGGUGUAAAGAUAGAUCCAACCAUCAUUUUUCGAUCGGGUAAAAGGACAUUCGCUAUCGGAAUUUUAUGUUUCUUCGUUCCGUAUACUCUCAGCGGAUUAGUAGCUGUAUGCAUCAACCAUUUUGCAUCAUUGGAUCAUGAUAUUUCGAAAGGCCUUCCGACGGUGGUGGAAAUUCAAUGUAUCACAGCCUUUCCGGUGAUUUCGUGCUUUCUGACUGAACUUCAUAUCCUCAAUUCAGAAAUCGGACGGUUGGCUUCGUCGUCUUCGCUAGUAUGCGAUGUUUGUUUCAGUUUUGUUAUGACGUUGAAGUUCGCAGCAAAACUAACUUCCUCAAAGUCGUUAGGUGUUACGGCUGCAUCGCUCUUUUCGUCCGCUCUUCUAAUUUUUUUCAUAUUUUUUGUUGUUCAUCCAGCUGCAUUGUAUGCUAUUAAUCACACACCAGAAGGAAAACCUGUUCAAGAAAUUUAUAUAACUGGAACUCUGAUAACACUAAUAUUAUGCGGAUUCAUCGGUGAAGUUAUCGGCUUAGAUGCAAUUGUUGUAUCUUUUAUGGUAGGUUUGGCUAUACCUGAUGGUCCUCCAUUAGGUGCAGCAUUGGUGGAUAAGCUCGAGUGUUUUGUUUCGGUCGUUCUUUUACCGUUGCUUUUUGCUACUGUUGGAAUGAGGACAGAUGUUUUUGCUAUACAGAAGAUGAAGAAUUUGGGGAUAGUUGAGUUGAUUAUUUGCAUUGCAUUUUUCGGUAAACUCUUAGGGGCUUUAUUGCCUCUACUUUUCUAUAGAAUGCCAUUUAGAGAUGCAAUUUCUCUUAGUCUUAUAAUGAAUUGCAAAGGAACUGUUGAAUUGGCAUUGUUGAUGAACUUGAAAUUAAAAAAUGUUCUAGACGAUGAACUGUUUGCGAUUCUGGUUCUCACUUUAAUGCUUGUAACCGGCAUUGUAUCGCCUGUUGUGAAAGCUCUAUAUGAUCCUUCAAGAAGGUUUCUUGCUUACAAAAGGAGAACAAUAUUGCAUCACUCAAGCGAAGAAGAAUUUAGAAUACUAGCUUGCAUUCACAAAGAAGAUAAUGUGUUGGCUGUUUUGAACCUACUUGCUGCUUCGAAUCCAACCGACAAAAGCCGCAUUGAUUUAGUUGUACUACAGCUUGUUAAGCUUGUUGGAAGAGCUGCAUCCGUGCUUGUUUCGCAUAAGCCGCGCGAUAAGCCUGGCGAUAAAAUCUUCAUUCCUUUCACCAAAUUUGAAGAUGCUUAUAGGGGAAAAGUAACCCUUCAUUGCUAUAGAGGUAUAUCACCCUAUGCAACAAUGCACAAUGAUGUGUGCUACUUAGCACUUGAGAAAAGAAUAACUUUCAUAAUCAUACCUUUUCAUAAGCAAUGGAUAAUCGGAGGGAUGGCCGAGUCUUCCUUCGCAUUCAAGCAACUCAACAAGAAUGUUCUUGAGAAAGCUCCUUGCUCAGUCGGUGUCCUAAUUGACCGCGGCAACCAGAAGAAAUUCUGGUGUGGCUACAUGAACGAAUCAACAUAUCUAGUUGCCGUGCUUUUCUUUGGAGGCGCAGACGAUAGAGAAGCCCUCGCGUACGCAAAACGUAUGUUGGAUCAACCUAAUGUAAAACUCACUCUCUUUCAUUUUUCGUCGGCCGAAAACGAUGUUGUUGGAGGUACAGAUAGAAGCAAAAGGCUUGAUACUCAAAUAUUGAGUGAUUUUAGGCUAAGUGGUUUUAGGAAUGAUAGAGUUUCGUAUAAAGAAGAACAAGUUAUAAAUGGAAGAGACGUGCUUUCGGUUAUCGAAUACAUGGAGAGUUAUUACGAUCUUGUUAUGGUUGGAAGGAGACAUGAAGAUUCACAGUUAAUGUCUGAACUUAAGAAAUGGAAGCAUGGUGAGUUGGGAACUGUAGGAGAGAUUCUUGCUUCUUUGAACAUUGGUGCUAAAACAUCAAUUUUGGUUGUGCAACAACAAACUAAAUUUUGGGGGUCACGUGAUCCAGAGGAAUCUACACAUUUGAGAAGAGUAAAUAUAUAG